Molecule: messenger RNA, 5358 nt
Organism: Betta splendens (Siamese fighting fish)
Lineage: Eukaryota; Metazoa; Chordata; Actinopteri; Anabantiformes; Osphronemidae
Product: polyhomeotic-like protein 1
Exons: 15
Coding region: 392-3100 (902 amino acids)
Cellular component (GO): nucleus; PRC1 complex
Molecular function (GO): zinc ion binding; protein binding
Source: RefSeq, a predicted model, not a curated record
CUGGAGCGGGGUCGUGUGUGUGUGUGUGUGUGUGUGUGUGUGUGUGUGUGUGUGUGUGUGUGUGUGUGUGUGUGUGUGUGUGUGCGCGCGCGCGCGUCCGUCCGUGCGCGCGCCCGUGCGUCUGGGCCGCGGGGGCAGGACAGUUCUGGAGCAGUGAGCGCUGCAGGGACCGAACCUGGGCUUGAAACGGACCGUGAACACAACAGAUGGGAAAAUAGUGGAGCAGCAGGUCACCGCUUCCUCACAAAGGCUGGAAGCUGCCGCUCAUCAGCCAUAAACACUGCUACAGGUUUAAAGCUCGGGACACUGUCGCUGCUGAACCACAGCGCUGAGUUGGUUUACUCUGCUGGAGUCCAGGUGUUGCAUCCACGGGGACCAGGUGGUGCCAGCCAUGGAGACGGACGGAGAGCAGAGCCAGCAGGGGGCCUCGACCAAUGGGAGCCCUGCGUCCGGGGCGAACUCCCGCCCCUCUCCCAUGAACUCCAUGUCUCUGUACGAGCGGCAGGCGGUGCAGGCGCUGCAGGCGCUGCAGCGGCAGCCCAAUGCAGCCCAGUACUUCCAGCAGCUGAUGUUGCAGCAGCAGAUCAGCAGUGCCCAGCUGCACAACCUGGCUGCUGUGCAACAGGUCAAGGCGACUCUGGCUGCCAGUCGCCAGUCGAGUCCUUCCAGCAGCAGCUCGUCUCAGACCAGCAGCACCACAGCUACCAGUGUAACAGCUGGAGCAGGGUCCACGACCAGCAGCCGUCCUGUGGGUGCGUCAGCAACAUCCACAAUCAGCCAAUCAGUGGUGCUCAGUGGCACAGCAGGGGGGCAGGGGCAGAUGUACCUGAGGGUCAAUCGCUCGCUGAGGGCCCCCAUCUCCUCGCAGCUCAUCUUCAUGCCCGGCAACGCGGCAACGGCUGCCGUGGCAACGGUCACCCAGCAGUCACAGAUUCAGCAACAGCAAGAAGGGACGCCAUCUUCCUCCGCAAGCAGCCAGUCAGAUAACGACCAGGUGCAGAAUCUAGCCUUGCGAUGCGUGUCCAGUCCCAAAGUGGGUGUUAAGACGGAAGCCCCAGAGAGGAGUGACUCAGCUGCCUAUUCCCUGGUCCAGACCUCCCCCCAGUCCUCCAUUAAGCCGAGCCAACCUCACCCCCAGCCCCCCCACAUCAAAAUCCCCACCUACCCUCAACCCACCAACCUCAAAGCCCAACCUUCUUCCUCGUCUGGUGCUUCCUCCUCCUCCUCCUCCUCCAUCCCUCUCUCCCAGCUCCUGCUUCACGGGACCCGGACCCUAACCACAGGGACCUCAGCCCCUGCAGCAGCACACACCUUAGUUCUGACAUCCAACGCAGCCUCUCAGGCCCAUGGCUACCCUGUUGGCACGGCGACCAUCAAGCCUGCGGUCAACGCUCAGACUCUGGUGGUGCAGCCUCUGCAGAAGACUUCUCUGGGUGGAGAGAAAUCAGGCAGCGGCCCCAUCCCCAUCCAGCCUAAAACUCUACAGGGGCUCCGUCUGCCCCUCCAGCUGCCGUCUAGAAACCCUCCUCCCAUCCUGCCCGCUCUCCCACCCACCAGCAGCUCCAUCCAGCCCCCCCAGCCGCCGCAUAUCCCGGUCCAGAUCGUUGGAGCCCGGCAGAGCACCCUGGGAAACGCCCAGGCUCUGGCUUUGGCCAGGGGCAGCUGCAGCCAGGACGGAGCGGCCGUGCUCACCAGCUCGUCCAGCCUGCUCACCAUGGUGGCGUCCAUCGCCUCCAGAGACGGAGGGAUCAUAAGCCGAGGCGUGGGCCUGAAGGCGCUGCAGUCGCCGCAGGAGGCUCCUCCGGUGGCUCCUCCGGUGGCUCAGGUCUCUCAGGUGCACCCGCAGGCCAAUCCAAGCUCCGCGCAGAGUCAGAACGGGCCCCUGGCUCCCGGUCCGGCCUCCUCCCAGUCCAGCUCCAUUACCUCUCCUCCACCCUCUCGGCCUCCCCCCUCCCUUCCCCUUCCCCUGACAACAGAGGAGCAGAGAGGAGCGUCAGCUGCUGUGACCACUAAUGGAGACUCUGCUGGAAGUCAAACACCACAGGGAAAGCAGAUUACUGGUUCUCUGAAGAGGAAGUCGGACUCGGUCAGUGACGAAGGCCCCUCUCCCGCUCGCAUCCAGCCUGUCAGGGAUCACCCCUCUGCACUCCCAGCCAAGCCCCCUGAAGCAGGUCCUGGAGCCGCUCCUCCUCCAGCCGCCUCCUCUCCCUCUCCAGUGCUGUCGGUGUCCCGGGGGGUGUGCGGUCAGGGAGAGAGAGCGCCUCCCCCUCAGGCCGUGGUCAAACCACACGUCCUCACUCACCUCAUCGAGGGCUUCGUCAUCCAGGAAGGGGCAGAGCCGUUCCCUGUUUGUGGUCCAGUCAAAGACUCGGCCGGAGAGGAUUUAACGAAUGACAGUCCGGACACAAACCAGACGGAGACGGUUACAACAGCAACAGUGCUGAAAUGCGAGUACUGUAAAAACUUUGCUCCUGCCAGCCAGUUCAGAGGCACCAAGAGAUUCUGCUCCAUGACUUGUGCCAAGAGUAUGUAUUGGUUCCCCAGGUACAACGUCAGCUUCAGGCAGCACUUCUGCGUGCGGCAGGGUCAAGGUCAGGAUCACAGGCCGGAUCGGGAGCAGGGCCAAGGUCACCUCUCCAACUCUGACGAGGAGGGAGGCGUCGCCAGGCGGAGGGUUCCCCGCAGGACCAGCUCCGAAAUAGCCAGUGCCAAGAUCGCAGGGAGACCCCUCCCUGUCAAGUGCCAUUCAGACUCCAGCCGCUCAGCCGAGGAGUCCAGCGGGGAGGAGGAUGAGGACGAACCCAUGUCCCUCUCACCUGCAUCCUCUGCUUCCUGUCACCAGCCGCCUCCCCUGCUCCCAACAGACAACCCUGCAGCCGGUUCCCCCCCCACCAGCCCCUCGCAGUGGAGUGUGGAGGACGUGUCACAGUUUAUUUCCUCGCUCCAAGGCUGUGAGGAGCUCGCCUCGCAGUUCCUGUCGCAGGAGAUCGACGGACAGGCCCUGCUGCUGCUGAAGGAGGAGCAUCUCAUGUCCACCAUGAACAUCAAGCUAGGUCCCGCCCUCAAGAUCUGUGCCCACAUUAACAAUCUGAGGGACUGACGGCAGCGUCUGGUCCAGAAUGAACCCCUCAAACUCGCAUGUGGAACCAGCUCACAGGGGUCGCGUUCUGCAGGUGAAUGUGUGUGGUACAGUUCAUUAUCACAAACAAAGCUGAGACUCCUAAACCCAAGCUGCAGCACAUGAAUCUGUUGUUGCUUUCUCUGCACUUGUGUUCGUCCACCCUGUUGGUACAGAAUGCCAGGUGUGUUUUAGGCAAUGUGCAGUUCAUGCAUCCAGAUGUGCUGUUUCUGCACAAAAUCUCAUUUCACAUUUUGGUUAAUAUGCACCAACCUUGUAUCUGUGUUCACAAAUGAUAAAUGAAGGAUUUGAAUGUUUUUUCUUUGUAUUGUGUAAUGAAUGAAUAAGGAAGAAUUUUAUAGAUGGAAUAGCACAAAAUUCUCUUAAGACCUUUACAUAUUAACCCCAGGAUUGAAAAAGGUUUGGAAGUUUCAAAAAUGGAAACUAAAAUUUGUGACAUUCGCUUGAAACUUUGUUCAACAAAAGUGCAAUGAAAACCUUUUUUUUUUUUUAAUUUUGUAAAUUAAGCAGAUCUUGAUAUUGAUGCCUGCAUCACCUGCAGGUAGAUGUGCUUUUAUCAGAUACUCAGCAAAUUGACUAAUCACUGCAUUUAGAGAGUGUUGUUGUUUCUUAAACUUGAUCUUUUUUCCCAUUGAAAAUCUAUAUUGGUUUUCUUUAUUUUGGGACUGUUUUAAUGGGUUUAUUUUACAGACAGGAUGUAACAAAUCAGUAUUUUGAAAAAGCAUGGGACAAUGAAAUGAAUUUAAUUAAUAGGCGACAUAUGUAAUAACUUCUGGUGUUGAGACCAUCAACACCAGAAUGAUUACAUCGAUGGAUGUUGUUGUUAGCUGCUGGUGGUGGAACUUUAAUUUAGAAGUGGUCUAUUCUGUCAUUUACAGGGUACAUAAGGGAACAGGGUUCUGACUGAGGAAUUACUGGACCAUGAAUUAAUGUUGUACAUAUGAACGUCAAAUUACUCAUGGGUCAGAGGGCAGAACAUGACAUUCAGCUUAAUACAUGCUGCUUGUUGAACUGUCCGGACAGGACAACAAAAGAGGGCAGAUUAGUGUUUGAUGGGUAAAUAUGGUGCAGAAAUACUCAUUUUUAUAUCAUUUAGGCAAAUGUCUUGUUUCAAGGCAGUGGACAUAAGUUUUACUGCAUCACCUUUACAAACCUUUUGUCAUUUGGAGUUUUGCACCCGGAACCUUAAGGAGAUUUUUUUUUAUCAUUUAGCAAAGGACUUACUGUUGAUAAUAUAACCUGCAUAUCCUGUGACUGUUGAGUUGCAUCGGGCAAAUUCAAUAUUGCCUCUUUCAGAUGGUACAAGCAGCUUGGGCUGUACAGCAAGUCCAUGAAGUGUAACGGCCCAGUAGCCUUGUGGACCUGUGUUAAUGACCCGUCAAAAUCAUACCUGAAUUAAUGAGUGUGCGAAUGAGAACCUUUAAACUCUACUGUCAAACGUGUACAGUCUGCCUUUCUAUUUAAAUGCACAUUUGUUUGCUGGACUGCCUUGUUUAAGCUUUUUACUGUAGGACUUUUCUCAUGUCUGUGAACCUUGUGGCCUUUCUCACUAGUCUCUACUGUAGGUUUAGAUGAGGAGUCUGUUUUCUAACUGCUUUUCAUGUCAUUCCUUGUUUUAUAUUAGUGUUUUUUUUUACAAUUGUUAUUUCAAGCAAUGACAUUUGUUGCCUUUCCAAAAGAGUGACUGACCAGUAGCGACCUUGAUGAAGGGAACUUGCCGUCUUCCUGGUAGCUUUGUCACAUAGCCUGUAACUACCAACAGCAUUUACCUGUGUAGCUAGUGAUCCUCGGCUUUGUUGUUAGUGACUGUGGCUCUUAGUGUUUUCUUUCUUAAAGGAUGGUAGUCUUUGAUAGCUCUGUUCAUAUUUUGCUGUCACCCCAGGAUUUUGGAGUCUUUAAAUCUGCAGCAUAUUGUGAAGACCAAAAACACUGCAUUGCAAGUGAUGUCAGCCACUGUUUCUUCGAGUCCUUGUAGUUCCCAGUGUCGUAUUUGUUAACACGCAGACUAUUGUAUCUCUGUUCAUUUAUUAUCCUUGUCAAAGGUAGUAGCACUUUUCUUACUAAAUAAUAGUGGGCUUUUUUUCUUUUGUGAUGCAGCUACUUCAAAAUCAAAAUGUUUUUGCUUGCAAUAAUCAAACUGCAAAAUCUUGGAGGUACUGAGUUAAAUGGGGAGAGGUUAACAAUACUAUCAUGCAAAUAAAUAAUCAAGGUUUCUAAAA